Messenger RNA from Thelazia callipaeda (thelaziosis nematode), 609 nucleotides. NCBI's taxonomy places the organism in Eukaryota, Metazoa, Nematoda, Chromadorea, Rhabditida, Thelaziidae. The record is from the annotation of a GenBank genome assembly.
UUGUACGGAGCAUACUUCUGCUUCAGAUUUUUCUCAUGCUUCAAGAGUCCCAGAAAGAAGUUUUGUAAUUAUUUCACUACGACAGAACAACUGAAUACUGCAGAUUUAAGUGCAAAUCAAGAUGACAAUUUAUGCAGUGUUUGUGGAGAUAGAUCUUCAGGAAAUCAUUAUGGUGUACGAAGCUGUGAAGGGUGUAAGGGUUUCUUCCGAAGGACAGUUCAAAGGAAUUUCAACUAUACUUGCUAUAAGCAAGGAGCUUGCAAAAUUAAUUUAAAAACUCGGAGCAAAUGUCAGCGUUGUCGUUUGACUAAAUGCCUUAAAGUUGGUAUGAGACAAGAAUCAGUACGUUUAGAACGCAUCCGACGCAAAAAUUUGAACGAUAACAAAGAAGAUGAAGACUACGAAGAAAUAGCUGAAUUGAAGCAAACAGUUGUUCAAGCUUAUCAAAAAGCAUUUCCACCAACACUGAAAAUAGAGAACCGAGCAGAUGCUGUUGAACAAAUGCAUGUUUUCUUAAGUAACAUACCAUAUCUGGCUGAAAUUCAUGAAAAUGAUCGGGAUAUACUCAUGAACACUGCCACCGAAAUAGCUCUGGUAGUUAUUGACUGA